Molecule: messenger RNA, 715 nt
Organism: Syzygium oleosum
Lineage: Eukaryota; Viridiplantae; Streptophyta; Magnoliopsida; Myrtales; Myrtaceae
Product: probable small nuclear ribonucleoprotein F
Exons: 5
Coding region: 161-427 (88 amino acids)
Biological process (GO): spliceosomal snRNP assembly; mRNA splicing, via spliceosome
Cellular component (GO): catalytic step 2 spliceosome; U1 snRNP
Molecular function (GO): RNA binding
Source: RefSeq, a predicted model, not a curated record
GAAAAGCAGAGCUCCAAAACCCUAACGUAGCCUGAAAACCCCCGCCACGCCAUUGGGAAGCAGAGCUGCAAGCGGAGAAGAAAGCCAAGGGGGGUAAAAGAUCGCGCCUUUCCCAUUCUCUGCGAGCCCCCAAAAGAAGCCUCUGCCUCUUUCUCUUCCGAUGGCUACUAUUCCAGUUAAUCCUAAACCUUUCUUGAACAACUUGACUGGGAAGCCAGUUAUUGUGAAGCUUAAGUGGGGCAUGGAAUACAAAGGUUUUCUUGUCUCAGUGGAUUCCUACAUGAAUUUGCAGCUUGCCAACACAGAAGAAUACAUUGAUGGACAAUUCACUGGAAGCCUGGGAGAGAUUCUGAUCAGAUGUAACAAUGUUCUGUAUCUUCGAGGCGUCCCAGAGGAUGAAGAUCUCGAAGAUGCAAACCAGGACUAAUUGUGAUUCGGGUUCAAAUAUCGAACGUGUAGCUCUACGCGGUCUGCGUUCUGAGUGAAGCUGAAUGUGAUUGAUCCAAGAAAACUGUAAUCAUCAAAAACAAGAGCUGGAUUUCGCAUUGUAUUUAUGUGUCUUUUCCGGAGAUGCAUUUGUUUGUCCAAAACUCCCAAAAUCAUCCAUGGCUUUGUAUCUGAAUUUGGUGGGAUAACUUGUGUUAUUUGACUAGAUUGUAGCUUCCAAAUACGUUGGGCUUUCAGAUCACUGCAAUACAAGGUUAUUAUAUCUGCA